This is a messenger RNA of Euleptes europaea (tarantolino), 1824 nucleotides long. It is a transcript of the gene PRICKLE3, whose product is annotated as prickle planar cell polarity protein 3. Gene Ontology annotation, molecular function: zinc ion binding. The record is from RefSeq and is a predicted model, not a curated record. NCBI's taxonomy places the organism in Eukaryota, Metazoa, Chordata, Lepidosauria, Squamata, Sphaerodactylidae. The coding region runs from base 1 to 1824 and encodes 607 amino acids. The transcript is spliced from 7 exons.
AUGAACGGCAAGCUGAUGAAGCGGACGAAACGUGUGUAUCAGUUCUUCAGCUGCCUCCCGGAAGACAAGGUCCCGUACGUCAACAGCCCCGGAGAACGAUACCGCAUCCGUCAGCUGCUGCAUCAGCUUCCCCCACAUGACAGCGAGGCUCAGUACUGCAGCUCGCUAGAGGAGGAAGAGGCGAAGGAGCUGAAGUUGUUUUCUCAGCAACGAAAGCGGGAGAACCUUGGCCGCGGGACCGUCCGACUGUUCCCCGUUACCAUCACCGGAGCCAUUUGCGAGCAGUGCGGGAAGCAGAUAUGCGGCGGGGACAUUGCGGUCUUUGCCAGCCGAGCGGGGCACGGCGCCUGCUGGCACCCGCAGUGCUUCGUUUGUACCACCUGCCGGGAGCUCCUCGUCGACCUCAUCUACUUCUACCAGGACGGCAAGAUCUACUGCGGGCGGCAUCACGCCGAGCGACUCAAACCCCGCUGCGAGGCCUGUGACGAGAUAAUCUUCGCGGACGAGUGCACAGAGGCCGAGGGACGCCACUGGCACAUGCGCCACUUCUGCUGCUUCGAGUGCGAGGAGGCGCUGGGCGGGCAACGGUACAUCAUGCGCCAGAGCCGCCCCUACUGCUGCCGCUGCUAUGAGAGCCUUUAUGCAGAGUAUUGCGAUGCCUGUGGGGAGCACAUCGGCAUUGACCAGGGUCAGAUGACUUACGAGGGCCAACACUGGCACGCCACCGACACUUGUUUCAGCUGCUCCCGCUGCCACCAGCCCCUGCUGGGGAAACCCUUCCUGCCCAAGCAGGGCCAGAUCUUCUGCUCCCGGGCCUGCAGCCUGGGCGAAGACCCCAACGGGUCCGACUCCUGCGACUCGGCCUUCCAGAGCGCCCGCUCGCAGGACUCCCGCCGGGUCAGCUGGCAGCAGCGGCGGGUCCAGGCCCAGCGCCCGCCCUCCUCCCAGGUCGCCCGUUCCGUCUCAUUCGGGGGGCAGCCGGCGCCCCCUCGCUCGGCCCCCAGGACCCGAAGGAGCUGGAGCGGCUUGCCGGGGGAGGAGACGCCUGCGGAGACGGAGGAGCUCUCAGAUCCGGAUAGCAAUGGGUCGGGCUGCAGCCAGAGCGGCAAGGAGCCCGUGAAGUGCACCUCCCGGGGAACUUCUACCUGCCCGCCGCCGGCCCCUCAACAGGAGCAAGGCACAGGUACUGAGAUCCGGCCUCGAUUCCAGCGCACCUCUCCUUUGCGCCAUUCCAUGCCAGAGCUGGGGGCGCCUCCUUCCAAAAUCCCGGAUUGGAGCUGCAGUUCAGCUUCUAAACUUCAAGCACCUGGCCGGCCGCAGCGCAGCGAGCUGGGGCUGGAGAGUUUUGCCCGGGCAGGAGCCCCGCGGGUGAGCUUCCGGGAACCCCUCAUCUCGGGAGAGCCAAGCCCUUCCUGUCCGGAGCGGCCCGCCCUGAACCCCCAGCUGCUUCAGGACAGAGGGGCCAGCCGGCGGCACCCCCGUUCCACUUCUGACAACUCGCUUCACCUGGGGGGUCAGGGAUGGAGAGCAAGGAAGGGGGCCGGACAGGACAGGGGGUCCAGCCUCUCCUUUUUGGCUUCCGAAGGGGCGUCUGCUGCCUGGCACCACCGCUACCCGCCCCGGGGGUGGGACUUUAGUUCCUCGGACUCUUCCGACUCCUCCUCGGAGGAGGAAGGCUACUUUCUGGGGGAGCCGAUACCCCUGCCCCCACACCUACGGGGCGGGGCCAGCCCCACGGAGACCACGCCGCCCCCCGACUCCGUGCGGAAACAGCAGCGCCGAAGGCUACGGGUCGUCCGGGACAAGAACUGCGUUGUGGCGUAA